UUCCCAGAGCAUAACAAGUGCUGCAGAAAAAGGGACUAUGGGCUGCAGAAAAGAAAAACAGCUAGUCAGAUUUGGGUCUUCAUAUGCUAAAUGGCCUUAUCACAGCAGAUUAGUUGGAGCUGAUCUUUAACCUCUCUUGAACAAUUUGGCAUGUUUUAAAUACCAGAAGUGGAAAUUUCAAUUUUUGUGCUCAAAGUAACUCAAGGUUCGGUCAAGGAAAGUGUGAAAGCUGCAAAGAGAAGUGUGAGAGAAGCAAGUUAAGGAAGAUGGUAGGUUGCCAAAAACGCAGGACAGAGGAGGAAACUCAGGAUACCUAUGCAUCCAAAUUUCAACGAAAGACUCUGAUUGCACCUGCUCCAUUUGCAGAUGAAAUAAGCUGUCAGUGCCAAGCCCCACAUGAGAAACUAACCAUCACUCAGGCCCGCCUGGGAACACCAGUUGACAGACCAGUUAGAGUGUAUGCAGAUGGGAUAUUUGACCUCUUCCACUCCGGCCAUGCUAGAGCUCUUAUGCAAGCCAAAACUCUCUUCCCAAAUAGCUACUUAUUAGUAGGAGUUUGCAGUGAUGAUCUAACCCACAAGUUCAAAGGCUUCACCGUAAUGAAUGAAACUGAGCGGUAUGAAGCACUCAGACACUGUCGCUACGUAGAUGAAGUCAUCAGAGAUGCUCCAUGGACACUCACACCGGAGUUCCUAGAAAAACAUAAGAUUGAUUUUGUAGCCCAUGAUGACAUUCCAUACUCUUCCGCUGGCUCAGAUGAUGUGUACAAGCACAUAAAGGAAGCAGGAAUGUUUGUGCCAACACAGAGAACUGAAGGUAUCUCAACAUCAGACAUCAUUACUAGAAUUGUACGAGACUAUGAUGUCUACGCUCGACGCAACCUCCAAAGAGGAUAUACCGCCAAAGAGCUGAAUGUUAGUUUUAUAAAUGAAAAGAAAUAUCGCUUUCAGAACCAGGUAGACAAAAUGAAAGAAAAAGUGAAAAAUGUAGAGGAAAAAUCAAAAGAAUUUGUUAAUAAGGUGGAAGAGAAGAGUCAUGACCUCAUUCAGAAAUGGGAAGAGAAGUCCAGAGAGUUCAUUGGCAACUUUUUAGAGCUGUUUGGACCCGACGGAGCUUGGAAACAGAUGUUUCAGGAGCGAAGUGGCCGAAUGCUCCAGGCCUUGUCGCCGAGGCAGAGCCCAACCAGCAGCCCAACACGCGGCCGCUCUCCAUCCCGCUCUCCAUCGCCGCCCUCCCCCUGGUUGUUCAAUAAAGCCUCACCCCCUUCCUCUCCGAAAGCGGCCUCGGCCUCCAUCAGCAGCAUGAGCGAAGGAGAUGAGGAUGAGAAGUAAAGAAAAAUAAACGAUAAAAAAAAAAAAAAGAUACCAACACUCAUAUAACAUGCAGGUGGCUGGGAGGAGAGGAACUACAUACAGCUGUUGCUGACAGAGGCGAGUGCGCUGUAGGAAAAGGCAUUGCAAGAGGAGUGGUGCAUUGCCAGGGACGAGUUCUCAGGAACAGCUCACCCCUGCCCCAUUUCCUCUUGGGGCUCAGACACACCCGGACAACUAACUGACACAUGACCUUGGAGUAAGUACCUGUCACUAGUCACUACUUGCUGCAGCUGCUAGGGCCAGCCAAGAACCUCGGGGAAUUUGCAGUGCAGGGGAACGUUCAGCCCCUGAGCUAGACUGAGUGAGCAUGUGCACAGCAGCACUGUGUGAAGAGACAAUUUAGCCACUUCUGGACUCUGCAUGCACCUAGGGUGACCCAACAAUAUUAGGGGCUUGAUCGUAUAUAGGCGUUGUACCCCCUCCCUCCCCACCUUUGGGGGGAAAAAAGUGUCCUGAUUUUUCACACUUGCUCUCUGGUCACCCUACUAAACUUGAGCCCUGCCAGUGCGAUGAGGUCUCUCGUCACAGCAGCAAAAAACUUCUCCAGUACAGGAAAUGUGUUUUUUUCUUUCAAAAUAAAAAAAGCCACCAAAAAACUAAACCAGGCCAGUGCAACGGGGAUCUGGCCAGUCGGCACUGGAGAUGCAUUGAGCAGAUUGAGUUGAAUGAAGAUUUGCUGACCAGGCCUUUGUCAGGGCAUGUGCAAAGGUUAAUAUAGCCUGAAUCCCAUUUGCUUUAGCAAAUCUCACUCCUUGUUCCUAGUGCCUCAGAAGCCACCUGUUGUGUUCUGGUUUUCUUUGUGACAUUGCUUUGAAGGCUGCAGCGUAGGACAGCGAAUGUCCUUGCUGGGAUUUCUUGUCUGGGAAAAAAAUAUUUUAAAAGAAUUGGGCUAUUUUAGUGAUCACCUUAAUCAACACAGGAGCCAAAGCCCCUCAGCCACAUUUCUCCUGGGCCUACCAUACCUUCGGAGAUGUCAGUUAUCAACCGACUGUCUAUGCAACAGCGUUUCUGCCCAUCCCAUGUAUCAAUCAGAUCAACCUUAAAACUUUUGGCAUUUCUCUAAACAAGACCAAAGCAUGUAUGCACUGUCCGUUCUUUUACAGCUAGGUAUACAGUACAUGCAUGCACACACAUGGAUAUGCAUUCCCAGUCUGGGAUCCAGGUUAACUGCCUGCUGGCACCUGCUCUUAAUACAUCCAAACAUUGGCAGCCCAAUUGGAAAAUAAUUAAACUAUAUGCACAGAAUUGGAUGCUGGUGUUUUCCCUCCUUCCCUCAGAGCAGCCUCAUAGCCCUAAUGGAGCCACAAAGACAUCAACUUUAAGAAUUUUUCUCCUUUUUACAUGAUCAUGUUGACAUCACUAGCCUCUCAGCUCAGCAUGAGAUGAGACUUCUCUCAUACGCCAUCUACGCCAGAUGAGCAACGACUGGGAGGGGUGGCUGUUGGAUUGGGUGACCUACAGCUUUGUGGCUGGCUGGCUGAACUACCUCCCAUAAGACUCCCACGUUCCUCCCAACCUGGAAAAUGAGAUUAGAAACUGAUCGGACAGCACUACAGAGAAGUGAUCUGCUCCAUCCACCUCUACAUUGAUACAGGGGUCCCCAAACUGUGCAUCAUGCCCCCCUGGGGCAGGGAGGGAGUGCCACCCAGCUCCACUCCCAGCCCUGGCCCUAGCUAUGGCCCCAAGGGUGGUGCAAGGUAAAAAGUUUGGGGACCACUGCUCUAGAGACUGCUGCACUGGACCUACCUGUGUUCUUAUGCUAGCAUGUCAAGUGUUUCUUCAUCUAGUCCACUGAGCAGUUUGGGCACCAAACCAGCAAGGCAUACUAAACCUGCAAUACAUUCCAAUUUGCAGCCUGCAAGGCAGCCAGAACAAGGGAUGGCAUGGACAACAGUAGCCAAAAGCCAACUGCUCCACUCGCUUCCUUCAUGCUGCGAGCACGUCCCAGGGUGAAAGUUACUGUAGAUUGUAGUAUUCUUCAUUUUGUUGGUUUCCUGUAUAGACAGGACAACACAGCUCCAGUGGGGAGGAGAGAGAGGCAGAGACAUCAAUCAGCAAAAGAAGAGGACUCUGCUCCAGCCCAUGAAGAACAGACUAGCAGUAACAUUUCAGAGAGGCACCAAGAAUAGGAGUUUGUGAAAAACAGGUGUUGGUGUGUAAAUGUACGGUGUGUAUUCAUGUAUAUUAGGGUACUGGCAGUAGUUUACCUUCUGGCUGCAUUCCCUUGCCCUGCAGAAUUAGAAAUUAUUGGUAGUGAGCCCCACCCUCAGCAGUUUCCAGGUAGGCCACUGAAGGACCCUAGCUGCAGGCCCCCAAGCCAGCCUUGUGGUUUUUUUUCCUAAUAGCCAAGUAUUCCUUUAUCCACCCAACAAGGCCUAGCUGAUUUUUCAUAUGCAACCUCAGCCAGGCCCUUAUCUGACUCUCUCUCCAGGAAAGACGUCCUUGCUGAGUAACUGGUUUUCUGGAGACACAACCAGUCUCUUUACAGAGAUGCAACAACUGGCAGCUAUCAUGGUACCAGGGGCACUCACUGCUUCUUUCACUAGUAAGAAUAAGAGGGCCACAGUGUCUGGCUGCCACCUGCCCUGUGAGAGAGGAUGGUGUGAUUAAAACCUUCAUGCCCACCUUAGGUAACCAGCUACUGUAAUUUCAUCCCUGGGGUGUGCUUGUUUGUUCUUCUGAUUUCUCCAUCACAAACCACCCCUCCACAGUGAAAACAGCCUGCUCUCUAUGGUGCUGUUUAUACCAAGGAGCCCUGUCCAAAUGAGAUGGAGGCUGUCAGGGUUGGUGGGUUUUUGUUGUUGUUAAAACAAUGCCCUCUGUUCAGCAAAGUUUUGGAGGAAAAUUAGCCUGCUUGGCUAGUAAUGGGAAACAGGAGAAACACUCACCAGAAUGACCUCAUUUUAAGCUUAGCUAUUGCUCCCAGAGUCACGUGUGGUUUACCAAGUGACAAAGCCAUAUACCUGUACCAGAUGUCUGGUCUGCGUUUGGGAUAAGAAAGCCUGAGCGCCUGUUCUCUUGGUAUGGAUACCACCCUCCAUGCACAAUCUCCACCACCCACAGAGAAGACAGCCAAUUUCCUCACCAUCUCUGGACAUACUGAUGGUGAUUUGCACUUUUUGGUCAUCGCUGGGUUUCAUUUUUUAUUUUUAACAAGUGUUGCUUUAUUGUGUUCCUAUUUAUAAGCCCAAGCUCCAUGGGGAAAAUAAAUGAAAUACAACAGAGA
Messenger RNA from Malaclemys terrapin pileata, 4599 nucleotides. RefSeq names its product phosphate cytidylyltransferase 1B, choline (gene PCYT1B). NCBI's taxonomy places the organism in Eukaryota, Metazoa, Chordata, Testudines, Emydidae. The record is from RefSeq and is a predicted model, not a curated record. Bases 267 to 1331 code for a protein of 354 amino acids. The transcript has 8 exons. Gene Ontology annotation, biological process: CDP-choline pathway. Gene Ontology annotation, molecular function: phosphatidylcholine binding; choline-phosphate cytidylyltransferase activity.